Molecule: messenger RNA, 1878 nt
Organism: Daldinia loculata
Lineage: Eukaryota; Fungi; Ascomycota; Sordariomycetes; Xylariales; Hypoxylaceae
Product: purine and uridine phosphorylase
Exons: 3
Biological process (GO): nucleoside metabolic process
Molecular function (GO): catalytic activity
Source: RefSeq, a predicted model, not a curated record
GCUCAGCCUACUUGAAGCUGAGGGGUAGUUUUUAUUUUCACAACGAUAUUGGCAGGGCAGCGUACAUAGCCACCUAAGGCAUAACUUAAAUAUUGAAUGGGUUGUGUCCCAACUCAACAGCAUUGAGCUAUAGGUACUCCGAGUCCUUCUAGCACAUCACUAUUUGAAUGAUAGAAUACACUUUGCCGAGGUAUUUACGAGCCAUAAUCACGACGAUUAAAUGCUACAAGCGCCUACAUAGCCCGAUAUAAUUAGAAUCACACCUGAGAAGUAGACCAGGUAUUCCUCUGCGUUGAGUAUGUUGGAUACUAAUAGCUAUACCAUUGGAUGGAUAUGUGCUGCCGGAAGAGAGCUUGUCGCAGCACAAGCAUUUCUUGAUGAAAAGUACGAUGCUCCGGAUGAUGUGCCUGUCAAUGACAACAACACCUAUACGUUGGGCCGAAUGGGAAAACAUAAGAUUGUUAUUGCGGCGAUGCCACAUCAGCAACAAGGACUCGUUAGUGCUGCGAUCGUUGCCAGAGACAUGGUACGCACUUUUCCUAGCGUCCGCCUCGGCCUGAUGGUAGGCAUUGGCGGGGGUGCACCAAGCUCGAAGCACGACAUUCGUCUGGGGGAUAUUGUUGUAAGCUCUCCUGGCAAUGGGAAUGGUGGUGUAUUUCAGUACGACUAUGGGAAAACAAUUCAAGGAGAAAAAUUCACGGUCACAGGUCAUCUGAACCAACCGCCGCUAUUUGUGCUGACGGCACUAGCUGUGCUCCAGGCUAAUUAUACGGCCAACGGCCAUACCAUCCAAAAGAGUAUUGAUAGUAUCAUCCAGGAGAAUCCUCAAUUACAAGAGGCAUACAAACGGCCGAGUCUAGCUACCGAUAGACUAUACAAAUCAAACUUUAAACACCAAAACGGAGAUGAGGCAACCUGCGAAAUGGUUUGUGGUGAUGACGAGUCAAACUUGGUGCCACGAAUCGAGCGAACGGAGGAUCAAGACAGUCCUGCAAUCCACUACGGUCUCAUCGCUUCCGCGAAUCAAUUGAUGAAAAACGCAUUGAUUCGGGACGAGCUCUCAAAAGAGAAGGAUGUGCUAUGCUUUGAGAUGGCAGCCGCAGGGCUCAUGAAUCACUUCCCCUGCGUGGUCAUUCGUGGUAUAUGUGACUACUCAGACACGCAUAAAUACUCGGCAUGGCAAGGUUACUCAGCUAUGGCAGCAGCCGCAUACGCGAAGGAUCUCCUGAGUAAAAUUGCACCUAAUAGAGUGGAAGCUGAGAGGAGACUAGGUGAAGUUUUGUCUGAUGGUUACCUAGUGGCCUUAUUUGAUGCUGCUGUGUGUUCCUAUAUGCAAAAAAUAAGUUAGCAACGGUUUUAUAGUUAAGGAAACAUUGGCGAGAGUUGAAUCCAAUGUUACAAACUUAGGUACGCAAGGACAAAAAUCCCAAUGGCGUUGAAAGAUGGAUUUUACCACCCGGGGUUUCAACCAAUUUCAAUCGUAUACGAGGGAGGGUGCUGCCAAGGUAGUGAUAAAUGGUUUCUCCACAGCCAAAGAUAUUCAGAAUUGAAAACCAGGGAGCGAUCGUCCUUUGGCUUUGUGGCAUUCUUGGGUGUGUCCUGGGCAUUACCGUCAUUGAAGACCUCAUGAAUGAUGAGACCUAUUCUCGGGGUCUCUUAUAUUGCUAUUUUGAUUUCAAUUAUACCGGCAAAAAGUCCUUUGAGAGUACACUGAAAUCACUAGUCUAUUAGCUAAUAGUAAUUGCUAUGGCACUACUUCCCAUGCAUGACAUGCCUACCUAUUAUCAUAAUCCCAAUGGCAACCCUAUUUUCAUCGCGAAUUAUGGAGGACUCAAGCAUCAAAUAUCGAUGCUUAUGGUUUCCAUAUCGACGAAAAAG